Mytilus trossulus (common blue mussel) is the source of this 2380-nucleotide messenger RNA. Its product is annotated as zinc finger protein Noc-like. The record is from RefSeq and is a predicted model, not a curated record. The coding region runs from base 323 to 1858 and encodes 511 amino acids. The transcript has 2 exons. Gene Ontology annotation, biological process: negative regulation of DNA-templated transcription. Gene Ontology annotation, cellular component: nucleus. NCBI's taxonomy places the organism in Eukaryota, Metazoa, Mollusca, Bivalvia, Mytilida, Mytilidae.
AGAUGGGUAAUCCCACAUGUUAUGAAUGACAAGAACUUUGUGUGAUGUAUGGAGCAACCGAAGGGCGGUGUAAACCCUUUAUAUAAUGAGUCAGUCCUAAGGUGUUGAGAAGGAUCUUGCUUGAUGGGCGGUUAUGUCAGCUUAGCUCGUCCAUGUUAAUGACAGAAACGUCAUACUUGUCCACAAGACCAUGGCUAGCCUCUGAAACAGUUGUGUUUUUUUUAUAUCUAAAAAGUGAAAUACUUCUUUCUGGAUUUAUGAUAUAUAGUAUUUAUUUAUUAUUUCUGUUACAACAUUAGUUUGUUGACUUUAUACUUUGACAAUGUUGACUUCCUCCGUAUCAUCACAAUUCAUCCAUCCGGAUUAUUUACAACCUCUUCCAACAACGUUGGAUGCCAAGAAAAGUCCUCUUGCUCUCCUUGCACAGACAUGUAGCAGUAUUGGGAAAGACACGGCAACAUCUUCAAAACCUAUUAUUCCGCCGUUAAAGAAGGAAACAAAUACCGAAAAACAUUCUGAAAAAGUGAAUAUGGAUAAAUCAAAACAUAAUGAGAUCAAAGAAAAAGACAUUGAUAGUUUAGAGAAACCUGGGUUUCGUACGGUGUCUCAUAAGGAUAUGCCUCCACUUAUUCCUACUUCAAAACCAAAAGAAGAAAAACCGACCUCUCCUCUAUCAUUAAAAACUUUACCAAGAUCAAAAGAACUUACUUCAACAGCGUCGAGUACUCUUUCCUCUCACGCAGAUCACCAUUUUUCAAGAUCUAAUGUAUCAAGGAGUCCUGGUCAACACCACUCUCCUCAUAACGAGGACGAAAAACGGCAAGUGUCAUCAGCUUCACCUAGAUACGAAUCUCGUUCCAGUCGUGAACCAGAUGAACAUAAACCUUCUAGUUACCCAAGUUAUUCUGCUUAUCCUUCAAUAUCAAAUUCAUUUUUAUCAUAUUCACAUGCUUCUGGAUUAACUCAUGAUAGUGUGUCUGGACUGACAGGAUUUCCACUUCCACUUCCGGCACAUAGUAGCAUGUUUGGAUCAUCUUCUGCAGCAGCAGCGGCACUUGCAGCUCAAUCUGCUGCGUACGCAGCACAAUCGUCUGCUCUGAAAUCCGCAGCAAUGGCAUCAAGUUUAUCUCCUUUUGUAUCUUAUGCAAGGGUGCGUACUCCAUCAGGUGCCACAACUCUAGUUCCGGUGUGCAGGGAUCCUUAUUGUAAUCACUGCCAGCUGACUGUCCAGAACUCUCACUUAUCCGCUACAUGUACAGCGGUAGGAUGUGCUCAGUGUGCGCAUGAAAAGUCACUCCAUAAUCUUAGCUUAGGACUACAAGGAUCUUCGUUUAAUCCAUAUUCUUCAUCAAGCUUAUUAGCAGGACAAUCAAACUUAAGUGGGUAUCCUUUGUCAUCACUGUACCUACCGGGUCAUCUAACGUCACCUGCUCAUUCAGGACUACCUUUAGUCUGUAAUUGGGUGUCGUCUGGCAAUGAACAUUGUGGAAAGCGUUUUAGUUCUUCUGAAGAACUCCUACAACAUUUAAGAACUCAUACGACAUCUUCCGACCCCAUGUCGUUAGCAGCAGCUUAUGAACGUUAUGGCCUUCCUCCUCCAGGUCUCCAUUCUUUAUCUGGAUUACACGGCCAUUCUUUACAAUCCGGCUCACUGAGUCCAAACUCUCUGAGAAGAAGUUAUCCAACUAGUUUAAGUCCACUUAGUUCUUUGAUGGGAUCGGGUAGAUAUCACCCAUACAAAUCGCUCAUGAAUCCAUCGGCGGCAUUGCCUAGCAAUCAGCCUCUUCCACAAGUAGGGCCAUAUUUGUCUCCGUACUCCUUAUAUGGACAGAGGAUAGGCGCAGCUGCUGUGCCAUAAAAUAGACUUAAAGUCAAAAAUAUAAAUAUAGUGCUGUUCUUUUUUCAAUGUGAUAAUUUUAUUACGACUUGUAGUGUUGAUAUUUAUAUGUAUAAACUGUCUAUUCCGAUAAAAACUGUUGACAAUAUUAGGAUUUUAUUAUGAAAUGUUCAAGAAAUUUUAGAUAUGUAUAAAAUCAGAUAAGAGAAAUCUAAGAUGUGUAUAAAAACAGAUCAGAUAACUUAUUUGAAAAAAAUCCUUUUUCAAUUUCGUUUGCUGUGUUAAUGUUUUUUCCAUGACACAAGUUGAAUAUUUAAUGGAUCAGAUUGACAUAUUAUUUACAAUUUACAACACAUCACCUCUUGUGUGUAUUGGGAGGCUAAACAGAAUACACAUCCGAUGACUAAUGUAAUUUAUAUUGUUGAAUUAAACUAUCAAUCAAGUUCCUCAGUCCUUUUUAUACUACCUAUUGAUGUAGACAGAAACGACUGAUUAUGACAGUGAUAUAUAAGAUGCCAUAAAUAAAUAAAAUAUUAAAUUAUA